This is a messenger RNA of Galleria mellonella (greater wax moth), 1859 nucleotides long. Its product is annotated as omega-amidase NIT2. Gene Ontology annotation, molecular function: omega-amidase activity. Gene Ontology annotation, cellular component: mitochondrion. Gene Ontology annotation, biological process: oxaloacetate metabolic process; L-glutamine metabolic process. Bases 189 to 1097 code for a protein of 302 amino acids. The record is from RefSeq and is a predicted model, not a curated record. Lineage: Eukaryota; Metazoa; Arthropoda; Insecta; Lepidoptera; Pyralidae. The transcript is spliced from 6 exons.
UGACAGCUGUGAAGUGAAUAUGGUUGUGUAGAUUCAACAGCUGAUACUGUGAUUAUUAUUUUUGUUGAUAAUAGUAAUUAAUUCAAAUCAGAAUGAUUAAAAGAGGUAAAUGAUACAUAAAUUAGACAACUUCGAUAGAAUUGCUAAUAGAUAGCGAAAUAGUUCGCAUUUAUUAUAUCUGUGCUACAAUGAAUACAAGUUCGCCGGACGCGGUCCAUCCACGAUUUCUAAAGAAACCCGUGUUUUUAGUUGGCGGUCUGAAAAUAGCGCUGGUUCAGUUAUCAGUGGGUCCAGACAAGGCUAAAAAUGUGGAGGCUGCAGUUAGAGAGAUCCACAAGGCCAAGGAGAUGGGCGCCCAGCUAGUUGCUCUGCCCGAGUGCUUCAAUGCACCUUAUGGAACCAAGUACUUCUCGGAGUACGCGGAGGAGGUGCCGGGCGGCGGCACGAGCGCGGCGCUGUCGGCGGCGGCGGCGGCGGCCCGCGUGUGCGUGGUGGGCGGGUCGCUGCCCGAGCGCUGCGGGCCGCGCCUCUACAACACCUGCACCGUGUGGGGGCCCGCCGGCGAGCUGCUCGCCAAGCACAGGAAGGUCCAUUUAUUCGACAUAGACAUCCCUGACAAGAUAACGUUCAGAGAGUCGGACGUGUUGUCCCCGGGUGACCAGAUCACCACCUUCGAGUACGGCGGCAUAAAGAUCGGACUUGGCAUUUGUUACGAUCUGCGGUUCCCGGAGAUGGCGCAAAUUAUGGCCGAUCAAGGGUGUUCGCUGCUGGUGUACCCGGGCGCGUUCAACAUGACGACGGGCCCGCGGCACUGGGAGGUGCUGGCGCGCGCGCGGGCCUCCGACCUGCAGCUGUGGGUGGCGCUGGUGAGCCCGGCGCGGGCCGCCGCGGCCGACUACGUGGCCUGGGGACACUCGCUGCUCGUCGACCCCUGGGGGCAGCCUGCCGCCACGCUCGGCCACGAACCCGACACGCUGCUCGCCGACAUAGAUCUGAAUACAGUAGAAGAAGUACGAAGCCAAAUACCUGUAAGGAGACAGAAGAGGAAUGAUAUCUACGAAAUUGUACAUAAAACAAAUAAAUGCCAAACAGAUUAAAUUAUACAUUUGUAUAAUCUGUGAUAAGUGCAACAAGCACUGUUCAAUAGCAGAGGGGAAAAAUUUAUAUAGAUUUAUUUUUCAACAAACAUUUUAAUGCUAAUUAGAAACUGCAAACAUGAAUGAUGAUGUGCAAUAAUAUUUUAUAAGAUAAAUAAUUGAAUUAAUUAAGUAAAGACGAAUGAACAAUGAAUUUAAUAAGAUUGUCAAUUGAAUUGAAAUAACAGUUAAUGAAAAUCACAAAAAAAAAUCAGACUGAGAUCCAAAGUGUGAUUAUUUAAAAAAAAAUUUUCGACGCCAUAUUUAUUUAAUGCUACUAUCGUGUAAACUGUAUAAUUUACACAAUUCUCUUUAAUGAUGAAAAUGUUUGGUAUAAAAUGAGGAGACAUACAUAUAUAAUGUAAUCCCUUAAUUUACUUCAUCAAAAACUUUCGUAUAUAUUAUAUUCUAAAAGACAUUAUCGCCGUUUUUUUGACAGUUGGUUAAAAAAGAAUAGAGUUCCCAUAUUAAAUCGAUAGUUGAGUCAAAAAAUCUAAACUGUAAAUAAUAUGAUUUUAUUUUAAAUAAAUGUAUAGAAAGACAUUAAGAAACAUAUUAAAAAUAUUACAAAUGCACCCUUUUCUUCAUGACUCUUUUACAAGGGAUCAAUUUAUUGUUUAAAUAUUACUUAACAUAAAAACGACACAUUAAGGUAUUUGUAAGAUUUAAAACUUGCAAUUCUAUUUUUUUAAUAUUAUUACACAAAUAUAUUUGUUAAAGUUU